This is a messenger RNA of Linnemannia hyalina, 1659 nucleotides long. Lineage: Eukaryota; Fungi; Mortierellomycota; Mortierellomycetes; Mortierellales; Mortierellaceae. The record is from the annotation of a GenBank genome assembly.
AUGUCAACACAGCCAUCGCCACCAACAUCAACAACGGCAGCAGCCGCACAGGGUGAUCCGAAUCAGGACCAAGACGCCGACAUCUCCAUGACCUCCACCUCGUCCCCAGCAACUGCAACACGACCAGAGAGUCAAGACACUAUUGCAAGUCAGCAGCCGCCACAGCAACGCCAGGAAUCCGAGGAGGAGGUGGUGGUGGAGAAAGAAGUACAGGUGCUGAAGAGCGAGGAGCAGGAAGAAGUCAAGGAACCACAGGGCAGAGUGAAAGAGGAGGAAGGUAGUGAGAUGGAGGGUGUUGUUGUGAAUGAGGAUGUAGGAGGUGCUGAUGGACAACUUUCGGAGCAGGAGAGUCGUCAGCAGACUACCAUCACUACCGCGACAACUAAACGUACCAAGGCUGCCGGUUCAAAGUCUAAGAAACCUGCAACAGGCACAACGCGCACAGAAGACGGACAAGACGCAGGAGAAGAGGAAGUGGAGGAUGAUGUUGAUGAGGAUGAAGAGGAGGAUGAAGACCGGAAACCAACUACUACAAAGUCAGGUCGCGCCGCCGAGGAAGAAGACGAACUGCCAUUAUCAUCAGACGACGACGACGAAGGAGACGAAGAAAACGAGGAUGAAGAAGGCGGCGCCGGACCAGGCCAAACCCCCAACGACGAAGAGUACAGCAACCUGCCCGAGGAGACCCUGUGUCGGUGGAGGGAUUGUGGAAAAGUUUUGCCGUCCUUAGCAGCGUUGGUGAUCCACCUGUCGGAUGAACAUAUUGGGUGGAAGAAGACGGCUUAUACCUGUGAGUGGCAGGGGUGUGCGCGCAGACCUAUUGCUCAGACGACUCGGUUUGCAUUGAUCUCGCAUAUGAGGAGUCAUACCAAGCACAAACCUUAUGAUUGUCCUGUCCCAGAAUGUGACAAGAGCUUCAGUCGCUCCGACGCGAUGGCAAAACACCUCAAAUUCCAGCACGGAGAUGUACCAGAACGAUUCACAGGACGGAAAUCCCGAGGCCGAUAUACCAUGAAAGACCCAGCAGCCUCAUCAACCCUCCUCCACUCGUCAUCCUUUGGCGCCAAGAAGCGGCGGCACCCUGAUUCCACUCGAUCUGAAACCGAUCUCCCUUCCACUUCAUCCAAACAUCGUCCGACAAAACUCCGGAAGCUUGGCGCUGGCGGUGGCGAGGAGUAUGACGAGGAUGGGUACUAUAUUGGGGAUCAACAGCACACUCACGGCAACAGUGAACAUCGACAUUACCAUCACCGUUCACAUUCUGACCGCGUGAUCCUGCAGCAUCUGGAGAACGCUCGGCGAGGAAAAGGAGGAGCAUCAACAGUAACAGCAGAAGGAGGGCGCAAGAAGGAGCGUGUACGGACCAAUACCGGUGACGAUAACGACGAAAACAACAACGAGGACGAGGACGCAAGCGGGGACGAUGACAGUGACUUCGAGACGGACAACGGACAGACACCCAGGCAGCGGUACGGGCUCCUGAAGGCCAAAUACGACUACAUCCAUAAUGAGCGUGAAGCCCUGGAAGCCGAGUACGAGGACCACAAAAAGAAGUUACAGCGACUUCGUGUUGAGCAGGAGUUAUUGCUCGAUGCUCUCCUUGUCAGUCAGGAGGAGUUUCAGGACCCUGCUCUUCAGGCUAUUGAAGACAGUGAUUAG